AUGGCCUCCACUGCUCCACCAACAACGACGACGGGCGGCGGGACAGUGGAGCGAUACCUCACAAAAGAACACUUUGCAAGUCUCGUACGACAACAUGCGGUUACCAUAUCCGCUACUUCUGCUGCCAUUACUUGUGUUUUUAUUGGGUUUCCUUUCGACUCGAUUAAAACGCGAAUGCAAGCGUUCCGAUAUCCCUCAACAAUAGCCUGCGUGCGCCAGACAUACAACGCCGAAGGAAUAGCCGGGUUUUUCAGAGGAGUUGUUCCCGUGGCCACCUCCGUCGCUGUGCUGCGAUCGAUAUCGUUUUCGCUGUACAAUAGCGGGAAAUCGGAGAUUAAGGGGUUCCUGCCGUCGGGGAUGGAUCCUUUGACGGCUAUUAUGAUACAGAGCUCGCUGUCGGGGAGUUUCUCGGGGAUGGUGCUGGCGACUUUGAAUGCUCCGAUUGAGUUCAUUAAGGUGCAAAAACAACUCGAACGUUUAUCAUUCACACCAUCAAAUGCAGCAGCAACGAAAAUCGCCGAAGAAGCGAUAAAGUCCGUACCAACAGCAGCAGCAGGGCUAGGCGAAGGCGCAACCACCGUGGAUCCCAAAUCCGUAGCAGAGAGCACACGGAGACCAUCCCACGGCUCAUCUCACGGAUCAUCAUCAACACAACCGCCCAAAACAUCAUCGACACCAAUAAUAUCUCGACCCUCCCCACCUUCAACACCUGCCUCCUCACCCCAAACCACCAAAUCCACAGCUCAAUGGGCAAAACACAUCGUAGUCCUCAAAGGCCCACAAGGCCUCUACUCCGGUUUCCCCAUGCAUCUCCUCCGCGACGCGCUAGGGACGGGGAUGUACUUUUGUGGGUAUGAGACUGUGAAGCAUCUUAUGACCCCGACGGGAGCGACCGCGGGGCCGUUGACGCAUAUGCUUGCUGGAGGGCUGGCGGGGACCUGUUCGUGGGUUGUUUUGUUUCCUAUUGACAUAACGAAAUCAGUAAUCCAACGCGAAGCCCUGCACGACCAACCCAAAUACAAAUCCUCCCUGCACUUCAUCCGCGCGCGCUGGGCGAAACAAGGCAUCCGCGGCUUCUACGUCGGCAUCGGCCCGCAGCUGCUGCGGUCGUUUCCCGUGCAUUCGAUCAAUUUCUUGGUGUAUGAGCAGAUGUUGGCUUGGUGUCGCGGGUUUAAUUCGUAG
Molecule: messenger RNA, 1182 nt
Organism: Fimicolochytrium jonesii
Lineage: Eukaryota; Fungi; Chytridiomycota; Chytridiomycetes; Spizellomycetales; Powellomycetaceae
Product: mitochondrial carrier domain-containing protein
Exons: 4
Coding region: 1-1182 (393 amino acids)
Biological process (GO): transport
Molecular function (GO): transmembrane transporter activity
Source: RefSeq, a predicted model, not a curated record